CCGAAGUGAAAACAUUUUAAACACAUUGAGUGAGUCCUUAACACCUGCGUUUUGUUGCGACAACAGACGGAGUUUUGCAACAGGUGAUUUUAAUUGAGAGUCUCACUUUGGCGCUGUUUGGACCGUUUUAUACUGUUAUUUGUUUUUGGAGUGGCGCCUGAAAUGAGUGCCGACUUUGCGUUCUUAUAUUGAGGUAUUCGUAGGCUACGAGUGGACACCAGCUUGUAACGGAAGGGCGAGCAGCCAGAAGGUCCUAGCUGCUUCUAAAUGAUCAGCUCGGUGUGCGUUUCGUCUUACCGGGGCCGCAAGUCAGGCAACAAACCUCCAUCUAAAACAUGCCUGAAGGAGGAGAUGUAUAGAGGGGAAGACUCCGACAAAAUUAUCAUCAACGUGGGCGGCACUCGACAUGAAACCUACAAGAGCACCCUCAGGACCCUGCCGGGCACCCGCCUGGCAUGGCUGGCAGACCCGGAUCUGCAGGUCAACUCGGAUGCUGCGCCGACGAGUGCCGAGUUAUUCUUCGAUAGACACCCGGGCAUCUUUGCCUACGUGCUGAACUACUACCGAACCGGCAAGCUGCACUGCCCGGCCGACGUCUGCGGGCCCCUCUUCGAGGAGGAGCUGGCGUUUUGGGGCAUCGACGAGACCGACGUGGAGCCGUGCUGCUGGAUGAACUACCGGCAGCACCGGGACGCCGAGGAGGCUCUGGAGACAUUUGAACCGCCGGACCCGGAGACAGACGACGACAGAGAGAUGCCGAGGCGGUUCGGCAUCGAGGACUGUCCCGACAGGUCGAGGGGUUGCUGCGAAAUUUGUCAGCCAAAGGUCUGGGCCUUGUUUGACGACCCUUACUCGUCCAGAGCAGCCAGGGGAGUGGCGUUUGCUUCUCUAUUUUUCAUCCUGGUGUCCAUCACCACUUUCUGCCUGGAAACCCAUGAAGCCUUCAAUGAACUGAAGAACCGGACAGAGCAGAUCUUUGUUGGAAACGUCACAAGCAAUGUGCAGACGCAGCAGAUGGUGACCAGGCCCAUCCUCACCGUGGUGGAGGGCGUCUGUGUGGUCUGGUUCACAUUUGAAUUCUUGGUUCGUAUCGUCUGCUGCCCAAACAAGGUGGUCUUCAUCAAGAACACGCUCAACAUCAUUGACUUUGUGGCCAUUCUGCCAUUCUACCUGGAGAUGGGCCUGAAGGGUCUUUCAUCCAAAGCUGCCAGCGACGUGCUGGGCUUCCUCCGUGUAGUGCGGUUUGUUCGGAUCCUCCGAAUAUUCAAGCUGACACGGCACUUUGUAGGCCUACGCGUGCUAGGCCACACACUGCGGGCCAGUGUCAAUGAAUUUCUCCUCCUCAUCAUCUUCUUGGCCCUGGGUGUACUCAUCUUUGCCACCAUGAUAUACUACGCUGAGCGCAUCGGAGCCAGUCCCAGCGACCCCACAGGCUCCAACCACACACAUUUCAAGAACAUCCCGAUCAGCUUCUGGUGGGCCGUGGUCACCAUGACAACACUGGGCUAUGGAGACAUGUACCCAAAGACUUGGCUGGGCAUGAUGGUGGGGGCGCUAUGCGCGCUGGCCGGGGUGUUAACCAUCGCCAUGCCCGUCCCCGUCAUCGUCAAUAACUUUGGGAUGUACUACUCGCUGGCUAUGGCCAAACAGAAGCUGCCAAGAAAGAAGAAGAAGCACAACCCUAACCCAGAUGCUCCGACUGACUCAGUCUCAUUUGGAAAGUCUGAAACAAACUCACACAGAGACAGCACUCAGAGCGACACGUGUCCUCUGGCUGCUGAGGAGAACGUCAGCAGGAACCACUCAGACUCCAAACAGAAUGGGGAUGCAAAUGUGGCCCUUUCAGAGGAAGAAGGCUGCAGCUUGACCCAGCCGCUGUCCCCCAGUGAAAAGUGGUCCCUGCGGUGCUCCAGAGGGCGAGACAAAACUAAUAAGGAGGCCACCUGCUUCCUCCUAACCUCUGGAGACCCCAACAUCCAUACUGAGAGCUGUAAAGACAUCCUCGCGGACACUGGGAGCUACGCUCAGCCGGAGGUCACCACGCUGACCUGAUGCUGAUUGCCAACGAAAAGGAGAAAGAUUAUGAACUUUUGGUGGAGUACACGCAGUGCAGAGCUUCUUUUCCUCCCUGAAUUAAGUGCAGUGCAAGAUUUUUUUUAUGUAAUACAUCCAAAUGCCUGUAGUAGAAAAUUAGUUGUGUAGCAGAUUUACCAUAUGUAUACUCAUUUACAUGUUACAAGCAUUUUACAUGUUAUGCAUGAUCAUUGUACCAUUGUAUAAUGUAUACUUUAAAAAUUAGCUACCAUUAAAGUAGCUCUAUGAGUUCCUGCAUGGUUUCAGCACGAUUUCAUUUUUGUGUCAAAUCUUGGGUAUCUCUCCUUGAUACGCUAGCUGCCUGCCCCCUGAAGACACUGUGAAAAGCCCGGUCUUGGGAACCAGCACAGAGGUCGUAAACAACUAGGGGCUCAGGCUGUGGACCAAAAUACGACCCAGACAAGAUGGUCGGGGAAGGGGAUGGGGGUUAGUGACAGAUAGUUAGUCGUAACAGUUACAGAAACAUGGGGGGAGGGGCUUGUUCUGUUUUGUUUGGUAUUUUCUUGGAACGUCAACAGAAGUGACUUCAUGCAGG
Etheostoma cragini (Arkansas darter) is the source of this 2629-nucleotide messenger RNA. RefSeq names its product potassium voltage-gated channel, Shaw-related subfamily, member 4 (gene kcnc4). Gene Ontology annotation, biological process: potassium ion transmembrane transport; protein homooligomerization. Bases 268 to 2052 code for a protein of 594 amino acids. Gene Ontology annotation, molecular function: delayed rectifier potassium channel activity; protein binding. The record is from RefSeq and is a predicted model, not a curated record. Gene Ontology annotation, cellular component: dendrite membrane; axon; voltage-gated potassium channel complex. Lineage: Eukaryota; Metazoa; Chordata; Actinopteri; Perciformes; Percidae. The transcript has 4 exons.